Messenger RNA from Torulaspora delbrueckii, 375 nucleotides. It is a transcript of the gene DSS4, whose product is annotated as guanine nucleotide exchange factor DSS4. Gene Ontology annotation, cellular component: membrane; cytosol. Lineage: Eukaryota; Fungi; Ascomycota; Saccharomycetes; Saccharomycetales; Saccharomycetaceae. Gene Ontology annotation, molecular function: zinc ion binding; guanyl-nucleotide exchange factor activity. Gene Ontology annotation, biological process: post-Golgi vesicle-mediated transport; small GTPase-mediated signal transduction. Bases 1 to 375 code for a protein of 124 amino acids. The record is from RefSeq and is a predicted model, not a curated record. The transcript has a single exon.
AUGCGAGCCCAAUGUGCAUUCCCAGGAUGCCAUAGCGCGAUCAUCGAGAUCACCGAACCGCGCACAGCCCAAUUACCACCCGAUGCACUCGAAUCCUUCCAAUUAAUGCAGAGACCAGAUUCCAAACUCGGCCAGUUCGUGAUCGUGGACGAUGUGUGGGAUUUCGACAACAUCGGAGUCUCAAAGGACCUUCCGAACCAAUCCAAGCCCAUCGAAGUUUCAUUCAACUGGAAUAACAAGCACUAUUCCGUCGAUCGCUGUAUCAAGUACCUGAUAUGCGCCGACUGCGAUCGGGGACCAAUCGGCGUAGUCGUCCACACCAAAGAAAACCAACAAUUGUACAUACUAAGCCUAGAUUCUACGUCCAGUAAAUAG